Malassezia globosa CBS 7966 is the source of this 675-nucleotide messenger RNA. RefSeq lists its product as uncharacterized. Gene Ontology annotation, cellular component: endoplasmic reticulum-Golgi intermediate compartment; Golgi apparatus; endoplasmic reticulum. The transcript is spliced from 2 exons. The record is from RefSeq and is a predicted model, not a curated record. NCBI's taxonomy places the organism in Eukaryota, Fungi, Basidiomycota, Malasseziomycetes, Malasseziales, Malasseziaceae. The coding region runs from base 1 to 675 and encodes 224 amino acids. Gene Ontology annotation, biological process: Golgi organization; endoplasmic reticulum to Golgi vesicle-mediated transport; intracellular protein transport.
AUGGCGCGUGUGAAGCCAGUGACAUUGCUCUGGCUGGCUGUUUUCCUCCUCACAUUAGUGAAACAUGUACAUCCGCUUUACUUCUACUUCGAGGCUGGCUCCUCCAAGUGCUUUUUCGAACAGCUUCCGGCGGACACGAUUGUCGUGGGUCACUACUAUUUAGAGGAGUGGGACGACAAACAAGGCCACUUUGAUAUCCCAACUGAUGUUUCGCUUGGUAUUCUGGUGAAGCAUCUGGAUUCAGAACAUACACUUGUAAAUUCGCGUGGGACACCUGAUGGCCGCUUUGCAUUCAAUUCGCAUGAGGCCGGUAACCACGAAAUAUGUUUCCAGACAGAAUUCCAAGGAGCACCUACGCAUGCGGGCCGCUUGCCGAACCUGCGGAUGCACCUCGACAUUAUAAUUGGUGACACACAUCGGUCAAACACAGAAGCAGACAAAGAACAUACACAAGACUUGCUUUCUCGCGCACGAGCCCUAAAUGCAAAGAUGCGAGACUUGCGCAAGGAGCAACAGUAUCAACGUGAACGUGAGAUGGAAUUUCGGAACACAAGUGAGUCUGUGAACUCGCUUGUUGUUUGGUGCAUUGUAUUCCAAAUAAUCGUGGUGAUUAUCUGCUGCAUAUGGCAAUUGUUCAAUCUUCGGACCUUUUUCGAAGACAAAAAGUUCCGGUAG